Messenger RNA from Telopea speciosissima, 1327 nucleotides. Its product is annotated as probable transcription factor At5g61620. The record is from RefSeq and is a predicted model, not a curated record. Gene Ontology annotation, molecular function: DNA binding; zinc ion binding. The transcript is spliced from 5 exons. NCBI's taxonomy places the organism in Eukaryota, Viridiplantae, Streptophyta, Magnoliopsida, Proteales, Proteaceae. The coding region runs from base 258 to 1244 and encodes 328 amino acids. Gene Ontology annotation, biological process: response to ethylene; response to auxin; response to gibberellin.
GAUGGAAAACAGCUUAAUUCGGUAAUCCGCGUAAUGGCAGUUUUGCCGCUUUACGACAUUGCCGGGUUCUCAGAUCUUCGAACGACAAUGGAAACUCAAGAGAUUUGUAACCCAAAUAUGGCUGUUCUGGUAACCGAAUACUAUAUAUAUAUAAAGAUAAACGAAACCCCCUUUCUUCGUUCUGUAUAUUCUUAUAUUCUCGAUUUGUCUCUGUUGAAACAGAGACACAAAGGAGGAGGUGAGGGAGGGAGGGGGAGAUGGGCAUGGCCAAGGAAUCAAGCAGGAAGUGUUCACACUGUGGAAACAAUGGACAUAACUCAAGGACAUGCAAUGAGAAGGCUGGGAUGAAGCUUUUUGGUGUAAGGAUUUUGAAAAAAGAGGAAGAAAGUAUGAAGAAGAGCUUGAGUAUGGAGAAUUUGAGGACAUGCCCAGUUGAUCAGGGGUCUUCUGAUCCUGGGUAUUUAUCAGAUGGACCUGUUCAAACAAGAAGAGCCACCACACAGGAAAGGAAAAGGGGGGUGCCAUGGACAGAGGAAGAACACCGAACUUUCCUAGCAGGAUUAGAGAAACUUGGGAAAGGUGACUGGAGAGGAAUUUCAAAGAACUUUGUGACCACCAGAACACCGACCCAAGUUGCUAGCCAUGCUCAGAAAUAUUUUCUCAGGCAGGCUUUAUCUAAUAAGAGGAAGCGUCGAUCAAGCCUUUUCGAUGUGGCCAUUAAAAAUGUAGAUCCAGCUUCCCAAACUGCACCAGUUUUGCCCCUUACAAGUACUAAUGAAGCCUCAGAGAAGAUGCUUCAGUCAGGUGUGUCAGCACAAAUUACAGCCCAAGUUGCUGGUCUAGGAUUAGAAUCUCCACCGAUCAGCCCCAUAUCUGUAACUUCUGGUGCUCCCAAUCUCAGUAGGAUCCCAUAUACGGCGGGAUUUGGUGGCAUGAGACUGAACUAUCCAGCAGUUAAAAUCGUUCCAACUGUAUCCUACAUCCCAGUGAUGAAUUAUCCCAACCAAGGCUACACAUACCGACCUAAGGCCCACAACAGCCUUGCUGCUUGUGCGCUCAUUCCAUCGCAAUUGCCCAUCAAUCCCAUACCUCAACUCCCACAAUGUGUAUCUCAGACCGAUCCUGGGGCUUCAACUACUGUGAACACUGAUCUAGGUUUAAGUGUUACACCACCUCAACCGCCUGACCGAGACAAGUUGUCAGCUCAGACAUCCAAUUUCGGUGGGGCUAUUAGAGUUAUCUGAGUUCUGUUUGGGUAGAUGAUUUGUCCUCUCAUUUUUUUCCAUUAGAAGUUGGAUAACGAAAUUCUUUUUCAGCUCUAAUGAAA